UGUGUGUGUGUGUGUGUGUGUAAGAGAGAGAGAGAGAGAGAAAGGGAGGGAGAGGGAGGAAAAUAAGAGCCAUCAGUACCAUCUAUCUGACUCUCAUACUACUGGAUAUUAUUAUUUUUUGGGGGGGAUCUCUUUAUUUCCUUCAUCUUAUAUUUUUUCGCUCAUAUUUAACCACAAGUUUGGUUCAGGUUUUUUUUUCUCGCCUUUGCUGGACUCUACUGUUUCUAAUCCUCCCUCCACUCAUUGCACGGGACGACAGACAUCCGCGUUUCUAUCUGCUUUCAUCUUUGCUUUUUCCUCCGGACUAAAAUUCUCCGAUCGAUCGCGGAGCCGAGCCGACCGUGAGCCGCCGCUUUAUCUCCGCGAACUCAACGGGGACUUCGCUCCGGCGCCUCAGUCAGUUCGUCCGCCUGUGCGCGUCCAUCAGCGCGGAGCUGAGUUCGUCUCACGAGAGAAGAGGUGACAGCAACUCCUGAAGGCUCCUCCGGUCUGAGAAGAUGAAUUAGACUCGGCCAACAUGGUGCCAUUUUGGAGAUAAGUCCCCCUCUUUCACUCUGUUUCUUUGCACUGUUUUCUUCAUGGGACGGGCGGAAAAGCGGAACAUCAGGUGGACAUCUUGAGCGCACACACGCACUCACCUGUCCGCGCACCUUUUGACGGCGCGCCUGUCAAUUACUAUCGCUAAUUGGAUUAUUUUGAUCUUGAAGUUACAGUCUGCAGGUCGCCCUUCUCCCCCCACCCCCCCGUUCCUCCCCUCACCUCCCCCCUCCUCCUCCCUAGAAGUUAUGUCAAGGCCUCUCACUCAGCUCUUACCGCCGGAUCUCCCUGCCGGGGCCACCAGCCCCCAGUUUGGGGCCAGCAACCCGGCUGGAAGUGGACCCCAAGGUGGACACCUGACCUCCAUGACCAACCUGAAGUCACUGCUCCAGCUGCCAAUCAAGGCCGACCAGAGAGGCACCAAGGACUGCUGCGAGAUGAAAGACAAAGACAAGCCCCUGGACUCUGAUGAAGACUCGCUGGGCGUCAAUGCUGGAGGGCCCGGCGAGGUGGGAGGGGCCCCUGGGUCCGGCGGGUUGCGGCACAACUCCCAGUCAGCCUUCCUGGGUCCGCUGCUGUGGGAGAGGACCCUGCCAUGUGACGGAGGCUUGUUCCAGCUGCAGUACAUGGACCUGGAGGAGUUCCUGACCGAGAACGGGAUGGGGAUGCACAGCAACGGGCCCAGCUCCACCCAAGCCCAGAUCCCGUCCCAGAGCUCCCAGUCAGCGGUGCCCAACCAGAGCUCCCAGUGCCCUCCAACCUCCCCUCCACCCUGCUCCUCCUCGUCCUCCUCCAUGUCCUCUUCAUCCUCCUCUUCCUCGCUGCUGGGACUGGAGACCGUCCAGCCACAACCGCCGCCGCUACCUCCGCCUCAGCAGCAGCAGCAGCAGCAGCAAGGCAUGAUGGGAGGGCCUGAGUGUCUACACGGUGGUCAGGCGGUGCCUCAGGACCAGUCACCCACUUCAACUUGCCCUCCGGGACCUCCUGGACCUCCGGCGGGGGCCAACGGCAACAGCGACAUCAUGGUGAACUUUGACCCCGACCCAGCCGACCUGGCUCUGUCCAGCGUGCCGGGCCAGGAGGCGUUCGACCCGCGGCGGCACCGCUUCUCUGAGGAGGAGCUGAAGCCCCAGCCGAUGAUCAAGAAGGCGCGCAAAAUGCUGGUCCCCAAUGAGCAGAAGGAUGAGAAGUACUGGAGCCGGCGCGUCAAGAACAACGAGGCGGCGAAGCGCUCGCGGGACGCCCGGCGGCUGAAGGAGAACCAGAUCUCCGUGCGCGCCGCCUUCCUGGAGCGGGAGAACGCCGCCCUUCGCCAGGAGGUGGCCGACAUGCGGAAGGAGCUGGGGCGCUGCAGGAACAUCAUCAACAAGUACGAGAGUCGACACGGAGACUUGUGAGGCGACGGAGGAGGAAGAAGAUGAAGGAGGAAGGGGCGGGAUGGGGAGGAGGAAAUGAGAAAAGGGUACAAGGCAACCCAACAACAGCAGCACUUUAGUUGAAGUGGCGAGGGGGAAGGCCGGCGUAGAUCUACAGUAAGCGCUGUGCGACACCGGGCGCAAACACGAAACACGUGUUAGCGUGCGCGCUGUGCUCCAGGAUGUCACGACAGGAAAGCACAGCGACGCCAUUUUUUUUUUUGACUCUCUUUGUACAUGCUGCUUCGUUGAAUCCACACAACGUACUGUAUCACCCCGUGUUACCUCGGCAGCUCCCGUCGCCCUCGGUGCUGUGCUUACGGCCGGUGUCGCACGGCGUUUUCGCAGGUAGUGCGUUCCGGCCGCCGCUCCAGCCAGUUCAAACAGGGUGUUGAAUUCACAUUAUGCCAGUGAAAUCUCACUUUUUAAGCUCAAGGCACGGAUUCAAGCCAGGAGAGGUCAGAUGUGUAAUUUUUUUCUAUAAAUAGGACAAAAAACAUGUAUAUUUUUGAACUGAGCAGGAAGGCAAGACUAGUCCAGCAAAGAGGAGGAGGAGGAGGAGGAGGAGGAAGGGGUGCAGGGUUUUCGUCCAUACCGCAAAGAGAUUUUGACAUAGGAUUAUUGUAUAUUUUUCUAUUAGCAGAGAUAGUCAGGAGGAGGAUUUUGGAGAUAAUCUUUUGUAUAUUUUAUAUAUGGGGCGGGGAGGGGCUGUAAGCUGGACAGUCACUGGGCCACAUGAAGCUUUUUCCUCCCAGCUGUUUAUCGCUAAACAACAAAUAAUCUAUUUUCGAUUUCAUGGAGCUGGUUAGUUGGAGGUGGAGGCGUAACAGAGAAUGUAUCAUGGUUGAAUCAGGUAUUUCACACGGUGCGAGGCGAGGCGAGGCGAGGCCGGGUAUCUUAGUAACGAUUGUUCGCGGCACGGAGGGCGUCAGGGGGAAGAUGGUGAAACAAAAAUUGUAUAGUUUUAGGAAAUUUUUGUGUUCGUUUUUUUCUUUGUGGGCUCGUUCAAGCACUUGAUUUGUUAUCUUCUCUUUGAUUCCGUGUCUGACUUUGAAAUAAUCGCAGGGCUCUUACUUUUGAAGGUGAAGGAGAAAGAGAGAGAGAGAGAGAGGAAAACAGGAAGUAAUUAGCCAUCAGAGCAGCUGGACGUGAGCAGAUGUUAGAAAAUAAAUAAGGUGGAGGGUUUGGCUGCCGGGUUUGCGUUCGGCUUGGUGUCUCGCUCACACACACGCAUGCUGAGACACAAUUUGAUGACGAAAACGCAACGUGGUUGCAGUCUUUCUCUCUCUAUUUACUCCUCAAUUUGUCCAGGAAGUGCAAAAAUGAAAUACUAACUGGUUUAGGGUUGAUUUGCCCAGUGACUGAAACCUUCAGCAUGCAGACACACAACAAACAAACACACGGACACACUCGGUCCUCACCCAGGUUUUAACCCUUAUCGUUGUUGUUGAUGUUGUUAUGGACUUCUAUGGUGCUGAUCUGAUCUGAUCCUUCACCUGAUGCACACACACACACACACACACUGACAAAAAUCACAGCCACACAUGCAAACACACAUAAAAACCACUUCCACCAUCUCACACACACACAGUACUGAACUGCCUAUACCCUUUCUUUGUCUUUUAUUCCUUCUUUUUAGUUUAUUUCUUCUUUCUUUUGUUGCAUAUUGUAUCGAUAAAUCGUAUAUAGAUUUACACACCAACACUUGUCUAUACCUCUCCUUCAAACUUUACCCAAUGAGAAACGAGAAAUGCACCCUACUGCUACUGUACCAUACAACUGUACUAUUGAAUAUUAAACUAUUCUCUCACUAGAUAUAUAUAUAUAUGUAUAUGAUAUAUGCUUGAAUUAUGUGAUUAUAGUUGUAAUAUGGAAUAUAUUACAAAGAAACCCAUCUGAAUCAUUUUGUCAGUUUUUUUCUCAGGUGUUUUUGUCUGAGGUAUUAAAUACACGUAUUAAAAAAACAGAAAAAGU
Molecule: messenger RNA, 3926 nt
Organism: Chelmon rostratus (copperband butterflyfish)
Lineage: Eukaryota; Metazoa; Chordata; Actinopteri; Chaetodontiformes; Chaetodontidae
Gene: dbpa
Product: D site albumin promoter binding protein a
Exons: 5
Coding region: 786-1934 (382 amino acids)
Biological process (GO): regulation of transcription by RNA polymerase II
Cellular component (GO): nucleus
Molecular function (GO): DNA-binding transcription factor activity, RNA polymerase II-specific; RNA polymerase II cis-regulatory region sequence-specific DNA binding
Source: RefSeq, a predicted model, not a curated record